AUGCGCACUUCCUACCACCUCAUGGAUGAAGGCGGCCCUUCCACUCCCUCGAAGAAUAGAAUAAUACCUACCGAAUCAGACGCUAUAAAAGAGCAAGCCAACACUCUGUUUACGCAUGUUCUACACACAGAAGUUACGCCACCUUCUCCACGACGGCCUGCCUCACCUACGCGUCCCACGCAAGCCACAUCGUCGACUGCAGUCCCUCCAUCAACCCCUACUAGGCGCCGGAUAUUUCAAUAUAAUUCGCCAUCUGCCUCCAAUCCAGCAACACCCACUCGCCGUCUGGAUGCUCCAACUGAUGAGGCGUACUCAAUGAGUCCAGUACGCGCAGAAAGUCGACAUCUUCUCGAAAGUCCGAGACGCCAAUUGCGUAGUGUCUGUAAAACACCAUACAGAGUCCUGGAUGCCCCAGAGCUUGCAGACGAUUUCUAUCUCAAUCUAGUCGACUGGUCAAGUACUAACGUACUUGGUGUAGGCCUUGGACCUUGCGUAUAUCUCUGGACUGCUCAUAAUGCCGCCGUAUCCAAGUUGUGUGACCUCGCUCCUACUAAUGACACAAUAAGUUCUGUAUCUUGGGUACAAAAAGGCACUACACUUGCAAUUGGUACACUAUCAGGUCGUUUACACAUAUACGACGCCAACACUCUUCAACUUCAGCGCACAUAUCAGCAAGCCCAUAAUCAACGUAUCGGAGCCAUUGCAUGGAACUCGCACGUGCUCAGUUCAGGCUCCCGAGAUCGCAUGGUGCAUCAUCGUGAUGUGCGGGAAGCUACGAUGAAGCCGUUCAAGCGCUGUGCCGGACACAGACAGGAAGUUUGUGGACUGAAAUGGAGCGGAGAUGGGGGACCACAAGCAGCAACUCUUGCGAGUGGCGGGAACGAUAAUAAAGUAUGCAUAUGGGACUUACGGGGCUCAAAAAGAGCAGCAGGACUUGCCGUUGGUGGGAGUGGCAGUGGCAGGUCAGGCGGGAACAGUAGUGCAGGAGAAGAUGCCGGUGGAGAUGCGCCGUUAUGGAAAUUUCACGAACAUACUGCUGCCGUUAAAGCCCUCGCAUGGGACCCGCAUGUUUCUGGCGUCCUUGCUACUGGUGGUGGAACCCAGGAUAAGCAUAUACGGUUUUGGAAUACCUUCAAUGGCAAUAUGCUGAACGAACUAGAUACAGGCAGUCAGGUUUGCAACCUGAUAUGGUCUUUGACUUCCCAUGAGCUUGUUUCUACCCAUGGUUUCUCAUCUACCACUGCACAAAACCAAAUAUGCAUAUGGAAGUACCCCACUUUAAACAUGGUGGCUUCUCUCACGGGCCAUACUCAUCGUGUACUUUACCUCGCUAUGAGCCCCGACGGCGAGACAAUAGUGACCGGUGCAGGAGAUGAGACCCUUCGGUUCUGGAAUGCCUUCCCAAAGAAGGAGAAUAACGAAAAGAAAGAAAGUCGCCUAGAUUACGGCCGCCUCAUUCGAUAGGCAUCUGAUUGUCGUAGAUCUUGUUCGUCAAAAAAAUCUGCGCGCUCUCGCCAUCUUCCUUCGACAGCCCGCCAUGACUUCCCCUUGCAUCUGUUUCGCUCACGGUCCUCCGCACAAGCUCACAACUCACCAGACUCUACUGAACACGCUUCCAUGCUAUGUCGAUCUACGCCAACUCCCCUCAUCCUCCGAGGUCACGACUACGUACAUACAUAUUAUAUGACUGCUAUUCUGUAUCAAAGCAAGCCCAUACUAUAACUACUGCUAGCUAUGCCUUUUUUAUGUUGUCUUCACUUUGCUUCUUGUAAGGGUUAUCGAGACAUGUUUUCUUUGUAUCCUUUUGAUUUGGACUCGCUAUACUUAUACCCUUGUUCAAAGUUUCAGAACACUUGAACCGUCGCGUCAGAAAGUCCGUAGUGGCACUCUUUGUAAAAUCGCAAGAUAUCAUGACGAAUGGUACAUGGUACAAUAGAUAGUUUGUCAAAUUCGAACCUCUCCUGCACCUGCUUUUAUCCUGUUGCUUCAGCUAAGCUGCGCUCACGAAUAAAUUACACCGCGAAACAUAUAGAACGAGAUAUCGAUAACAAAGAGAGAAACAUCGAGUUUUAAAAAGCAAAAAAUAGACAGAUUAGAGGGUAUAAGUGCAUCAAAAUGGGCGGACAGGGGUGGAUAAAGAGAAUGCAUCACCGCGUGGCCGAGAAGGGACUGGAAAUACAGAAGAGGGGGUUGCAGCGGUAGGUGUGACAGAUGAAGUGGCAGGAAGCAACUCGCUAGAGGUCAUCUCACGGCCUGCGAGAAGGUAGGCUAUCCGUAGUUCCUGUGAUAUCAACCGUCAA
Serpula lacrymans var. lacrymans S7.9 is the source of this 2300-nucleotide messenger RNA. RefSeq lists its product as uncharacterized. The record is from RefSeq and is a predicted model, not a curated record. Gene Ontology annotation, molecular function: protein binding; anaphase-promoting complex binding; ubiquitin ligase activator activity. The coding region runs from base 1 to 1464 and encodes 487 amino acids. NCBI's taxonomy places the organism in Eukaryota, Fungi, Basidiomycota, Agaricomycetes, Boletales, Serpulaceae. Gene Ontology annotation, biological process: positive regulation of ubiquitin protein ligase activity; positive regulation of anaphase-promoting complex-dependent catabolic process; anaphase-promoting complex-dependent catabolic process. The transcript is spliced from 4 exons. Gene Ontology annotation, cellular component: anaphase-promoting complex.